AUGACAAAAACACUUUCUCCCGAAACCAUCUCUGCACAUAUAAACCGCAUCAUAUCCCGCUGGCCGAUCGACCACGUCCGCCCCUCCUCCGUCUCCAUCCAAACAUAUCUGAAAACCCGCAUACCCACCACCGCCCCUGCGAUAUCCCCUUCACACCCGCAAACACAACAGCACCAACAACUCUCCGCCUCUGGCAUAAACGCCCUCUACUCACUUUUAGAAAACCGGUACGACAGGUUAUACCCGCUUCCGCAGAAUCUGCGGUAUCCACGCAGUUCGCCGUCGCAUUACGAUGAUGUGCUGAGGGAGUUUAAGGAGGCGCCGGAGAGGGGAUGGUUGAAGAGGGUGGUGAAGAAGGUUAAGGGGGCUUUUAGAUUUCGGUAG
Paracoccidioides lutzii Pb01 is the source of this 384-nucleotide messenger RNA. RefSeq lists its product as hypothetical. The transcript is spliced from 2 exons. The coding region runs from base 1 to 384 and encodes 127 amino acids. The record is from RefSeq and is a predicted model, not a curated record. Gene Ontology annotation, molecular function: ribosome binding. Gene Ontology annotation, cellular component: Cbp3p-Cbp6 complex; mitochondrion. Gene Ontology annotation, biological process: mitochondrial respiratory chain complex III assembly.